Molecule: messenger RNA, 908 nt
Organism: Spinacia oleracea (spinach)
Lineage: Eukaryota; Viridiplantae; Streptophyta; Magnoliopsida; Caryophyllales; Amaranthaceae
Product: probable glutathione S-transferase
Exons: 2
Coding region: 111-767 (218 amino acids)
Biological process (GO): glutathione metabolic process
Cellular component (GO): cytoplasm
Molecular function (GO): glutathione transferase activity
Source: RefSeq, a predicted model, not a curated record
CAUUCAUAUCAGCCACUCUAUAAAUACCCUCCUCCCCCACCAUAACUCAAAGUAUAACUCCACCCUUUUAAUAAACCCUUUUCUUCGUUACUUACAAAGAAGCUUAAAAAAUGGCAAAUGAAUUAGUGUUGUUGGAUUUCUGGCCAAGCCCAUUUGGGAUGAGAGUGAGGAUAGCAUUGGCUGAGAAGGAGGUAGAAUAUGAGUACAGAGAUGAAGAUUUGAAGAACAAGAGUGAAUUUCUUCUUAAGAUGAACCCGGUUCAUAAGAAAAUCCCGGUUCUCGUCCACAAUAACAAACCGAUUAACGAGUCUUUAAUUAUUGUGCAGUACAUUGAUGAGGUUUGGAGUGACAAGAAGCCUCUUUUGCCGUCUGAUCCUCAUCAGAGGGCUGUGGCUCGUUUCUGGGCUGAUUUUGUUGACAAAAAGAUAUAUGACAGUGGAAGAAAAGUUUGGACUAGCAAAGACGCAGAACAAGAAGCAGCGAAGAAAGAAUUCAUAGAAAACUUGAAGGUGUUGGAGGCUGAGCUGGGUGAUAAAGCUUACUUUGGAGGAGAUACAUUUGGAUAUGUUGAUGUUGCUUUCAUUCCAUUUUACAGUUGGUUUUAUGCGUACGAGAAGUUGGGAAACUUCAGCAUUGAGGAGUCUUGCCCAAAGAUCAUUGAAUGGGCAAAGAGAUGUUUGCAGAGAGAGACUGUUGCCAAAGCACUCCCUGAUCAGAACAAAGUUUACGACUUUAUUCUCAUGCUUAAGAAGGCGUAUGGCAUUUAAAUGUAGAAACCCAUCAACGUACUCUUGCUAAAUGUUGUUGGAUCUAGUUGUGUUAGGCUGUUAGCCUGGGAUCAGAUCAUGUAUGUUCUUUUAAUAAAUCCAACAUUGUCUAUGUUUUUUAUCAAGGAAUUUGUUUGUCAA